This is a messenger RNA of Diaporthe amygdali, 717 nucleotides long. RefSeq lists its product as uncharacterized. The transcript has a single exon. The record is from RefSeq and is a predicted model, not a curated record. Lineage: Eukaryota; Fungi; Ascomycota; Sordariomycetes; Diaporthales; Diaporthaceae. Bases 1 to 717 code for a protein of 238 amino acids.
AUGAAGAGGACGGACUCUACUGCAGCAACUGUGGGCUCAGGCUCCAGUUCCUCAUCCCGUCGCCAUGACAAGGAGAGAUCCAGCGGUCGUGGCCGUGAACCUGGCCUUGUUGACUAUGUCCAUGACAGAGACAAGAUUCCUCGCCCUUCGCUGAAGCACCGGGAGUCAAGCCGCGAAGGCAGACGUCACCAUGAGUAUCGGUACUACGAGCCCCCAUCGGGUCGUCACCGUGUCCGAAGCGAAGAGCGCCGAAGCCCGGGCAGCUUGGCAACGGCAGCAAAAACAAAGAGUCCGGACAAAUACGGAGACAGCGACCGGUCUGCUCCAAAAGAGUCCAGGGGCAGGAGAAGGCAAACAUCCGAAAGGUCAAGCGAGACACGCAGCCGAAGUGAAGACCGGCGUGAGGACCGUCGCAACAGCCGACGGCCCAGCGACGAUGGUCAGGGGAAGAAACGGUCAGCCGCGGCCAACUUUGGCAAAGCAGCCCUAACAGCUGGUGCGAUGGAAGCUGUCAAACAAAAGGGGCGCGGCAACAGAGAUAGCAGAGACACCGACGCUUGGAAGAGGGUCGCUACCGCUGCUCUAGGGGCCGCUGCUAUUGAUGCCGCUGCCAGCAAGGCCAGAGGCAAGGACCCCAGGGAUAGAGGCAAGGGCUCUCUGAUCGGAGCAUCUAUCGGAGGCUUGGUCUUGGACAGUCUUGUCAACAAAGUCCGGUGA